Molecule: messenger RNA, 3131 nt
Organism: Agrilus planipennis (emerald ash borer)
Lineage: Eukaryota; Metazoa; Arthropoda; Insecta; Coleoptera; Buprestidae
Product: homeobox protein B-H1-like
Exons: 3
Coding region: 513-1430 (305 amino acids)
Biological process (GO): regulation of transcription by RNA polymerase II
Cellular component (GO): nucleus
Molecular function (GO): DNA-binding transcription factor activity, RNA polymerase II-specific; RNA polymerase II transcription regulatory region sequence-specific DNA binding
Source: RefSeq, a predicted model, not a curated record
UUUCACCUAACACGUCGUCAGUGUGAAUUGUGAGUAUAAACAUACUCACAUUUGUAUACAUACACACCUGUUCCAACUUAUUUCACUGCUCACCCAUCCGAUCGGUUUAAGUCAUUGGAAACCGAACUCAUCAGCAGAGAAAGUGGCAUUUACUGUUGGUUUCAGUAAUCUUUAUCUGAAUCUACUCAUCGGGUAAACAUCCUAAGAUCGCCUUGAGUUUACAGUUAUUAGUGAUCACCAAUCCAAUAUGCGGUGACCAUUGGCAUGUAGGUGAAUUAGGUGCGAUCGCUCAAAGACCCUACCGAAGUGUUAAGAAAGUACCUCACAUAAUCCAUAGAUUGUGUGAACGUGGACCCCAAGUGUUAAGAACGCUUUCGGCUGUGGUACGUUGAAAUUGUAUCCAACUAUUUUACACGGGUGUUGUUAUAUUUUGAUUUGGGACGUUGUCCAAAGUGUGGCAAAAGGGUGAGAUCAGGGUCAGGACGCCGUGCAGUGCUGCGGUAGUGACUGGUAUGACCGUCCAAGACGAGACAUCAUCAUCCCGGGCCAGCAUGCCGCAGACCGCCGCCACGCGAUCCCGCUUCAUGAUUACGGACAUUUUGAACGGGGGCGGAGGACCACCGACGGCGGUUGACGGAGGCUCGGUCCUACGAGGACGUUCUCCAAGUCCCGGACCACGAGAUCUAUCUCUACACUCAGGACCAUUACACGGUGAUAGUGACACCGACAGUUCCGGGCAUCCAGAUACAUCCAGCGUCUGUUCAAACGGUCAAACCAGUGAAGAAUCAUUAAAUUCAUCAAAAACAUCAAACGGCCCUCUUAGUAAAAAGCAGAGAAAAGCAAGAACAGCGUUUACAGAUUUACAAUUGCAAACGUUAGAGAAAAGUUUCGAACGACAAAAAUACCUCAGCGUCCAAGACAGGAUGGAACUAGCUGCUAAACUGAGUCUUACAGAUACACAAGUAAAAACGUGGUACCAAAAUAGACGAACGAAAUGGAAAAGGCAAACAGCAGUAGGGUUAGAACUCCUGGCAGAAGCUGGUAACUAUGCAGCUUUCCAACGACUUUACGGUGCACCUCCAUAUGGUUGUUGGUACCCUCCCCAGUCGGGACCUGCGGCGGCGGCCCCCAGUGCGGCCGAUCUCUACUACCGUCAGGCAGCUGCUGCGGCUGCUGUAACUCUCCAAAAACCCCUUCCUUACAGACUUUAUCCUCCGGGAAUAGGUCUGGGAAUACCAGGACCUUCGUCGCACCUUGGUAACCUCGCGGCAAGUAGUUCGUUAAGUUCGCUAAGCAGUUAUUACAGUAAUCCGACUCCGGAAGUGCAACAGCCCCGGUCUCCCAGUCCCGGUACUCCUCUAGACCCCGGCUCUCCCGCAACGGCAGGUCGAAGGUCUCCAAGCGACGAAGAAGAUACCAUCCAUGUGUAAUUUUAAAUCGGGUUAGAGGCAAUGGGUCGAUCAUUCAAAAUGAAUAAAGGUGACGAAUCUGGUUUAACUUACAAUAUUUUCUAGAGUUUUGAACGAUCGACACAUGUGUAGAACAAAUUCCUGUAAAUGUACAUAAUAUACUUUCCAUUUGUGAUAAACUGUUUGUCUAUUGUAAGAUAUGGAUUUUGUUAAUUUAUUUGCGCUUUAUAAGUGUUCUGUAGACAAACGGAGUGUUAGAAAUUGAGGACGCAUUUUGCUGUGUCCCAGUGAAAACUAAAAAAGUCUUACAUUCCAUGAGGGUUUUAGUACUUACACAAUUUUAGUACCUAAAUGAUUUUAGAUCAGCUAUACAAAAGUUUUUGUGAUAAUAGACACGGUAUAUAGGUCUUUAGAUAUUCAUCGUUUUUGAUAGGAUAUGCCACAUACUCAUUGAUUAAUAACGCGGAGAGCAACACUUUUGUUCGAACAGUAAUACGUACAAGAGACCUGUUUCGUUCUUCUGUUCUUUUUUGGUUUUAUUUGCAUCUAGACGUCGAUGAAUAAUGUUGCUCGUGCGGAACAUAAACGAUUCUUGAACGGUCGAGUUCUUUUACGCGCCUUAUACAAACAAAUUACCAACUGUUUACUUUUCUAUACGGUGGCGAUUGAUUCCGAAGACACCGUGGGAAUUGAUCAAGUCAUCUUCUCGGACCAGUUCGUUGUCAAAAAAGAAACGCGAUUUGAUACACCGGAUGCUGAGACUACAGCGACUCAUCGCAUCGGGUGGAAACGGUAAAAAUCGAUACCUACACAAAAACACCAAUCGAUACGAUCGAUCGCUGCGCUAGCGAGGCUUACUGUAGGUACGUCGUACAUCGACGUACAAUUUCGUGACGAUCUGAGAGAGAAAGACCGAGUAGAAAAAUCGUAUUCAGUAAACGUGCGUAAGUGGACGAAGAUUAUUUUUGUGGCUUUUCUCAAAUCGAUAUCGUAAUUAAAUUGAAAAUGUUCAGCUUUUUGCAUAAAUAAUACGAAUUAUUUACGUUCCGCCGAGCAUAAAGCCGCAUAAACGCAACUAAUUUUAUUGUCAAAUAUGGAAACGAAUUAGUAACUACCUUUUCGUAAUUAUUCGAGAAUCAAACCGUCAACAAAUUGCUGUUGUAAACUAUAAUAAUAAAAAUAUUUCUUUCGGUCUUAAAAAUGGAGAUUUUUGUUUUCUUAAAACCGCAGAACGAAAUACAUUUAGGUACUUGAUGGGAAUUCUAAGAGCUGUAAGAAUUUUAAAAUGUUUCGACAAAAGUGCCAGUCUUCAUUCUUAUUCUGUAAAACUUUAUGACCUCAAUCUGGACAAUCACAUAGUUACUAAUAACGAUAAUUUUUUUCCAUUACCUACUAAUUGACCACGAAAACUUUUGUUUAGUCACUAAUGCUAUAAUAUUAUGUAAAUAAUUUAUUGUUUUGUAUCCUUUUUAUGUAAAAUAGAUAUUAUAUUUGUCCAUAACUAAAUGUUAAUCAAUAGAUUGUGAAGAAAAAAGAAGAAAAGUAAACAGGUACGUCUGAAUUUUUGUUUCUUUGAAUUGAUUUGGUUUAUUUAACGAAAAAGUUCGAUUAUAUACAAAUAAAUCUACCUAAAAGAUUAAAAAAAUAUCUGUAAGAAAACUGAUUGUCCAUAAAAGUGAAGGCAAAAUACCGUACGUCAAUAUCAUGUCCUCUUAUAUUGAA